Spinacia oleracea (spinach) is the source of this 761-nucleotide messenger RNA. RefSeq names its product enhancer of rudimentary homolog. The coding region runs from base 158 to 466 and encodes 102 amino acids. Lineage: Eukaryota; Viridiplantae; Streptophyta; Magnoliopsida; Caryophyllales; Amaranthaceae. The record is from RefSeq and is a predicted model, not a curated record. The transcript has 4 exons.
UUUGAUUUGGUCUUUUGCUAGUCGUCGCCCGCCGUAGACCGUGGCCAGUGGGCACUUGUUGGGAGUGCGAGAUUCUCUCUUUCUGUAAUCGCGUUUUGCUGAUACCCUUUCCUUAUUCAACCUCUGCAACUUCUUCUGGCCGCCCCUAUCCUUCAGUAUGGAUAAUAAGCACACAAUUAUCCUAAUGCAGACAUCACAUAACAGAUCAUCUCGAACAUUUAUGGAUUAUGAGUCGAUAAGCCAAGCAAUGGAUGGUAUCUGUGCAUUGUAUGAAAAGAAGCUGAAGGAGAUAAAUCCAACCCUCAGAAACAUCAGUUAUGACAUUGGUGACUUGUACAACUUCGUUGAUGGGCUUGCUGAUUUGAGUGCAUUAGUUUUUGAUCAUUCUAUUCAGGGUUACUUGCCAUAUGAUAGGGAAUGGAUCAAACAGAGGACACUUCAACGACUCAAAAAAUUAGCAAGGUGAAUCAAGGAGCAAACUGAUUUGGGUUCUUGGUUACUGAAUCGCUGCAGAUCCUAUUUGCAGUACUGAAAGCAUUCUAUCUGUAAGAACGGUGUUUAUAUGCACAAAUUUUCUGUAAUGUGAAAUGUAGUUAUUUUACCUUAGGAUGUUGAACUAGAUUUGAAUCCACAGUUAUGAUGGCUAAAGAUAUACAAGGUUUAGAAAAUAUACACCCAACCGACUGAUUUGAUAUUUAGCCUGUAAUUGAAUGACAGAAAAUAUAUCUUUAAACACUAUUGUUAUCGUAAUUAACAAGGCA